AUGAGCAACCACGGACUAGGGAGUAGCUCAGGCUCCUUCGCGCCCUACAGAAAUGCCCUGAAGGCCCUCUCCGCUAGAACUGGCACACCAUUGUCCUCGCUAGUACUAUCAUUUGGAGUAUUACACGAACUUACUGCAAUUGUACCACUCGUGGGAGUGUUUUAUGGUGCUCGGGCAUUCGGGAUUGGGGAGCGCAUUGUCGCGGUGGUGAUUGCAGAAGGUGAAGAGCCUAUCGCGCCUGAAUCUAGCUCGUAUACUGGCUGGGCUCGACAAAAAUGCCGUCAAUGGGUACAUGAAGGUGAAGGAUGGGCAGAAAGGGUUGGAAGGCGUUAUGGUUUGUUCGGUUUUGAGAAUAGAAAUCAAUCGAGUACUGCGCGAACAGUGUCCGAGGAGACCACGAAAAAUAUCCCCGGCCGCAUAGCUGGAGAUGUUGCCAAUGCGGUAGUCGCAUACGGCGCGACAAAGGCUAUGCUUCCACUGCGGAUAGGGUUAUCGUUAUAUCUCGCACCAGGUUUUUCUCGAAGGUUGAUAGAACCGUUGAGAAGCGGAUUUGUAGGACUAUUUAAACGUUGA
Lentinula edodes (shiitake mushroom) is the source of this 573-nucleotide messenger RNA. RefSeq lists its product as uncharacterized. Gene Ontology annotation, cellular component: mitochondrion. The coding region runs from base 1 to 573 and encodes 190 amino acids. Lineage: Eukaryota; Fungi; Basidiomycota; Agaricomycetes; Agaricales; Omphalotaceae. The transcript is spliced from 2 exons. The record is from RefSeq and is a predicted model, not a curated record.